AUGCCGCGUAUCCGCAACCCGAUCCUCCCCGGAUUUAACCCCGACCCUUCCAUCAUCCGCGUGAACGAUGACUACUACAUCGCAACAUCAACCUUUGAAUGGUUCCCCGGCGUCCAAAUUCACCACUCCAAAGAUUUAGCAAACUGGGAACUUAUCACGCGCCCAUUAACCCGGAAGAGCCAACUGGAUAUGCGCGGCGCCCCGGAUAGCUGUGGCGUCUGGGCACCGUGUCUUUCACACGACGGGGAAAAGUACUGGCUCGUUUAUACAUAUGUCACGCGAAAAGAUGGAUCUUUCAAAGAUGCACACAAUUACAUCGUUACGGCGCCGGAAAUCACAGGACCCUGGUCGGACCCGAUCCACGUGAAUUCUUCCGGUUUCGACCCAUCCCUAUUCCACGAUGGCGACGGAAAAAAAUGGUUCGUCAAUAUGCUCUGGGAUCAUCGGCAGCGACCGCGUGCAUUUGCUGGGAUCGCGCUACAGGAGUUCGACCCCGCCUUGGGGAAACUCGUCGGACCGCGUAAGAACAUUUUCAAGGGCAGCGAACUCGAUCUUGUCGAGGGUCCGCAUCUAUAUAAGCGGAAUGGGUGGUAUUACCUUCUUACGGCGGAAGGUGGAACCGGGUAUGACCAUGCCUGUACGCUUGUGCGGUCGAAAGACAUUUGGGGGCCGUAUGAGAUGCAUCCACAGACGCAUGUGCUUUCUUCGAAGGAUACGGCUUUUGCGGCGCUGCAGAGGGCCGGGCAUGGGGAUCUGGUUGAGACGAAGGACGGGAGGACUUAUCUUGUGCAUUUGAUGGGGAGACCUGUGGGACAGCAUCGGAGAUGUGUUCUUGGGCGGGAGACGUCGAUUCAGGAGGCUGUCUGGCAGGAGGAUGAUUGGUUGUAUGUUAAGGGCGGGCCUGUUCCGUCUUUAUAUGUUAGUGUUCCUGGCGAUGGUGAUGGGAAAGAAGUGGACGCAAAGUACUGGCAGGAGCAGGAAUAUACGUUUAUCGACGGCGUUCUUCAUAAGGAUUUCCAGUGGCUGCGGACUCCUGAAACGGAUCGGAUCUUUUCUUUGGAGGAUGGGGUUUUGUCGCUUGUUGGCCGCGAAUCGAUUGGAUCUUGGUUUGAUCAGGCACUAGUUGCACGGCGCCAGACGCAUUUCUCAUACGAUGCCGAGACGGUGCUUGUUGAUUACGCUCCUACUGAUGAGCGACAGUUCGCUGGCCUGGUCGCGUACUACUGCCGGUACAACUUCUUCUACCUUGCAGUAACAGCGGAUGCGGACGGGCAGCGAGAGAUAAAUGUCCUUUGUUCCGAGGCAUCCUAUCCAGAAGGUAAACUCGACCUCGGAGGCGUCGAACCAGUCCGUAUCCCCAAUGACGGUAAGGUCAGGUUAUCACUGAGUAUCCGCGGCGGUCUGGCUUUACAAUUUUACUAUGCCAUGGACAACGGCGAGCUGAAUAAGAUUGGGCCGGUCUUUGAUGCUUCUAUCUUGUCGGACGAGUGUGGCGGACAUCAGGCGCAUGGCAGCUUUACGGGUGCUUUCGUUGGUAUGGCAUGCUCUGAUGUUAAUGGGACCUCUUUGCCGGCACGUUUUGAGCGAUUUACGUAUCGUCCGGUAGAGGACGCUGCGGACAGAUAUGAUGUAUGA
Molecule: messenger RNA, 1635 nt
Organism: Penicillium waksmanii
Lineage: Eukaryota; Fungi; Ascomycota; Eurotiomycetes; Eurotiales; Aspergillaceae
Product: glycoside hydrolase family 43 protein
Exons: 1
Coding region: 1-1635 (544 amino acids)
Biological process (GO): carbohydrate metabolic process
Molecular function (GO): hydrolase activity, hydrolyzing O-glycosyl compounds
Source: RefSeq, a predicted model, not a curated record